Pogoniulus pusillus (Red-fronted tinkerbird) is the source of this 5128-nucleotide messenger RNA. RefSeq names its product ephrin type-A receptor 6-like. NCBI's taxonomy places the organism in Eukaryota, Metazoa, Chordata, Aves, Piciformes, Lybiidae. The transcript is spliced from 19 exons. The record is from RefSeq and is a predicted model, not a curated record. Gene Ontology annotation, molecular function: transmembrane-ephrin receptor activity; ATP binding; protein binding. Gene Ontology annotation, biological process: axon guidance; ephrin receptor signaling pathway; protein phosphorylation. The coding region runs from base 1210 to 4362 and encodes 1050 amino acids. Gene Ontology annotation, cellular component: dendrite; plasma membrane.
CAGCGCGUAGCCACCACCCCGCAGGCCGCCCGCCUUUAAAUAGCGGCAACGGUAAGGCCCUGCCGUAGCGUUUCGCCGAGUGGAUCCCCUCGGCCGGGCUAGGUUUGCCUCCCCUUGCCUUAUCAACUAACCCCCUCUAGCGCUGAACCGGACGCAUCUGCUGCGGGCUGGCGGCAGCGACGGGGCGAGGGCGUGCUUCCCUAUGCCGGCCUAACGCAUGCACCGCACCGCCGCGUUCCCCUCAGGAGCACGGCUGAGGAGGGGCCACCACUCCCGCGGCUCACGCUCCCUGCCUCUCUCGCCCCAUUCUGCGUGCGCCGGGCCUCCCGUUGGCUGGUGGUGUGUGUGUGGCGGAGGAUCCCCACUGCGGAGCAGCGCUGGCCAUCCGAUGGACCCAACACCCACCGGGCUGGGUGCAGAAGGGCGCCCCACUCCCGCGCCGGAGGGAGUGAUCACGCCGCGGGAGGCACGGGAGCGGCAGCAGUAAAAAACUGCGAGCGGUUGCGCGGCACUCCAGCUGGGAGGGAGCGAGGGAGCAGGGACUAUCACACCAGAGCCGCUUAAUCUCUGAUUGCUCCGCGACGGAAAGAGAACUACAGAGACUGAGAGCGCAGAACGGUAGAGCCGGGGCCGGCAUUCCGCAAGUUUCCUUGCCUUCGGGAGCGUAAGGAGUCUCCCGGCCCUUCUGCCCUUUCCGCCUCAGGAGCUCUGCGGUGGGAACGAGACGCUUCACCGUGGGAAACUGAAGCCCCUCGGCGACAGCCGCGGACAGGGAUGAGGGGGGCCCUACGGCGCGGGCAGGAAAGGAGGAUGUUUCUGUGGAGGAGGUUGCUGAAGGUGCCGGGGGAGGUUAUGCGGAGCUGAUGGUGCCACCAGCCGGAGCCGGCGGAGGGAGCAACGUGCGCUCCUCACGCCGCAGCCCCUGCUUCUCAAGUUGCCGGAGCUCUCUCGGCUCCCAGCGUUGCCAUCUCUUGCGCCGGGACGGCAACCCUCCCCCUUCUGGGCCGCCGCCGUGCCCCGGGGCUCCGCUGGUGGAUGCGUCUACUUCGGUCCGCACUGUCCCCGGCAGUAGUGCAGGUAGAGCAACCCGGCCGGGCCGCAUCAGGCCAGACUCGGACGAGGGCGCCGCCGCGGCGUUCCCCAUUGGCCUGAAGAAGGACAAGGAGCCUCGGCGGGCCGAGGACGCAAGGCGCUCGGCGAGUACCAGCCAUGGGGUGUUGUGAGGUGAGGGGAUUGCUCUGGAGAGUCGGCCUCUUCCUCCCGCUGCUGACAGCGCGCCCCGCCGCCGGUCACGUCGCCAGCAACCACGUUGUGUUACUUGAUACUACAACAGCCCUUGGAGAGCUAGGAUGGAAAACAUUUCCUGUAAAUGGGUGGGAUUCCAUAACUGAAAUGGAUGAACACAAUGGUCCUAUUCAUACUUACCAGGUAUGUAAUGUGAUGGAGCCAAACCAAAACAACUGGCUUCAAACAAACUGGAUCUCCCGUGAUGCUGCACAGAAAAUUUACGUGGAAAUGAAGUUUACCCUGAGGGACUGCAACAGCAUUCCAUGGGUACUGGGAACCUGCAAGGAAACUUUCAAUAUCUACUACCUGGAGUCAGAUGAGUCACAUGGAGUAAAAUUCAAGCCAAACCAGUAUGUUAAAAUUGAUACUAUUGCAGCUGAUGAAAGCUUUACCCAGAUGGACUUGGGUGACCGCAUUCUUAAACUCAAUACAGAGGUUCGUGAGGUUGGGCCGAUAAAUAAGAAAGGAUUUUAUCUUGCUUUUCAAGACAUUGGAGCAUGCAUUGCUUUGGUCUCGGUCCGUGUUUAUUACAAGAAGUGCCCUUUCACAGUCCGUAAUUUGGCUAUGUUUCCUGAUACUAUUCCAAGGGUUGAUUCUUCCUCUUUGGUGGAAGUACGAGGCUCCUGUGUGAAGAGUGCAGAGGAACGUGACACUCCAAAAUUGCAUUGUGGAGCAGAUGGUGAUUGGCUUGUGCCUCUAGGACGAUGCAUCUGCAGUGUAGGGUAUGAAGAAUUGGAUGGCUCCUGCCAUGCUUGUAGGCCUGGAUUCUAUAAAGCAUUUGCUGGAAAUGUAAAGUGCUCCAAGUGCCCUCCAUACAGUUCAACUUACGUAGAAGCAACAUCUGUCUGUCAGUGUGAGAAAGGUUAUUUCAGAGCUGAGAAGGAUCCACCAACUAUGGCGUGUACCCGACCACCUUCUGCUCCAAGGAAUGUAAUUUUUACCAUCAAUGAAACAGCUCUCAUGUUGGAAUGGAGCCCUCCAAGUGACACUGGAGGGAGGAAAGAUCUCACUUACAGCGUCAUCUGUAAGAAAUGUGGAUCAGAUGCCAGCCAGUGUGAGAUUUGUGGGGGAGGCAUCCGUUUCAUCCCCAGGCACACAGGUCUGAUCAACUCUUCUGUUACAGUUCUUGACUUUGUAUCACACAUGAACUACACCUUUGAAAUAGAAGCCAUGAAUGGGGUCUCAGAGCUGAGUUUCUCUCCCAAGCAGUUCACAGCUAUCACAGUUACCACAGACCAAGAUGCACCCUCCUUGAUAGGCAUGGUAAGGAAGGACUGGGCUUCCCAAAACAGCAUUGCCCUCUCCUGGCAAGAGCCGGACUUUCCCCACGGAGCAGUUGUGGACUACGAGAUCAAGUACUAUGAGAAAGUCUACCCACGGAUAGCGCCGGCAUUUUGGCACUACCUGCGGGUAGAAGAGCAUGAGCAGCUCAGCUAUUCCUCCACAAGGUCCAAGGCUCCGAGUGUUAUCAUCACAGGCCUCAAGCCAGCCACCAAGUAUAUAUUUCAUAUCAGAGUCAGGACGGCAGCAGGAUACAGCGGCUAUAGCCAGAAGUUUGAAUUUGAAACAGGAGAUGAAACUUCAGAUAUGGCUGCGGAGCAGGGACAGAUUCUUGUAAUUGCAACUGCUGCUGUUGGUGGAUUCACUCUUCUGGUCAUUCUCACUUUGUUCUUCCUAAUCACUGGGAGGUGCCAGUGGUACCUAAAGGCCAAAAUGAAAUCUGAAGAGGAAAGAAGGGCUCACUUGCAAAAUGGACAUUUAAAUUUCCCAGGGAUCAAAACCUACAUAGAUCCAGAUACAUAUGAAGACCCAUCUCUUGCUGUCCAUGAGUUUGCAAAGGAGAUAGAUCCUUCAAGAAUUCGUAUUGAGAAAGUUAUUGGAGCAGGUGAGUUUGGAGAAGUAUGCAGUGGACGUCUGAAAACACCAGGAAAAAGAGAGAUACCUGUUGCAAUUAAAACUCUGAAAGGUGGCUAUGUGGACAGACAGAGAAGAGAUUUCCUGAGAGAGGCCAGUAUCAUGGGACAGUUUGAUCACCCAAAUAUAAUACGCCUUGAAGGAGUUGUUACAAAAAGAUCCUUUCCGACCAUUGGGGUGAAGUCUCUUUCGAGAUUCCUGAGGGCAGGAUUUUUAAAUAGCAUCCUGGCCUCACAUCCAGUGUCAGGGGGUGGAUCUUUACCCCCCAGCAUUUCUUCUGGCAGACCAGUAAUGAUUGUAGUUGAGUACAUGGAGAAUGGAUCUCUCGACUCCUUCCUGCGGAAACAUGAUGGCCACUUCACAGUCAUCCAGCUGGUUGGCAUGCUGCGGGGGAUUGCAUCUGGUAUGAAGUAUCUCUCAGACAUGGGCUAUGUACACCGUGACCUGGCAGCCCGAAAUAUCUUAGUCAACAGCAACCUCAUGUGUAAAGUCUCUGAUUUUGGGUUGUCACGAGUGUUAGAAGAUGAUCCUGAUGCUGCUUACACAACAAGCGGUGGAAAAAUCCCCAUAAGGUGGACUGCACCUGAGGCGAUAGCUUACCGGAAGUUCUCUUCUGCAAGUGAUGCGUGGAGCUACGGCAUUGUAAUGUGGGAGGUGAUGUCCUAUGGUGAGAGACCAUACUGGGAGAUGUCCAACCAGGAUGUUAUACUGUCUAUUGAAGAGGGCUACAGGCUUCCGGCUCCCAUGGGCUGCCCAGCUUCUCUUCACCAACUAAUGCUUCACUGCUGGCAAAAGGAGAGGAACCACCGUCCAAAAUUUAGUGACAUUGUCAACUUCCUAGACAAGCUGAUCCGCAACCCAAGCACCCUUCACACCCUAGUGGAGGACACACUUGUAAUGCCAGAUUCACCUGGUGAAGUUCCAGAAUAUCCUUUCUUUGUUUCAGUCAGCGACUGGCUGGACUCCAUAAAAAUGGGUCAGUACAAAAAUAACUUCAUGGCAGCAGGCUUCACAACUUUGGAUACAGUUUCAAGGAUGACUACUGAUGACAUUAGAAGGAUUGGAGUUGCGCUGAUGGGACACCAGAGACGCAUAGUCAGCAGUGUACAGACUUUGCGGUUGCACAUGGUGCAAGUACAGGAGAAAGGAUUCCAUGUAUGAACGUGCUAGAAUCAGCUGCACUCUGUGCCUCAACGUUUCUGAAAGGGAAACAUAUUCUCAUUCUUCUGCUCUUCCCAACUUCAAGAACUGCAAUCUUCUAUUCAGACUAUCAAAGUACUUCUACGUUAAUGCUUCCAAACUGGAAUUCUUAAUCACACUGCAUAGUUCCUCCACCGGUUGUCUGCCUACUGCACGGCUGCUGCUACACACUGAUGAGUAACUCAGCAUGGAGGCAUAACUUUGUAUAACACCGUUUGGGAAACUUUCAUCAACUUGGAAGUAAUCCUGUUUGGCUGGGUGUGGCUUCUUUAUUGAUGUACUUCGAGUUUGCUGGUAGAUCAAAAAGUAUUGGACUUCUUUCAUGUCCCGCGACCACGCAACUUCCAGUACCAAAUGUGCCAUCUAAAAGAAGUUUGACACGAGAAUUCAUUUUAUCUCUUAAUUAAUCCACACGUAUGGGUCCUAUCACUCUGUUACUUCAUAACAGUUGGAAUGCUGGUGCCUCAAAACGUUCAUAUUUGUGCCCAGAAGUGACUGGUUUCAGGUAGCAAGUUUUCAUUGUGUGACUAAUCGGGAGGAUAGCGAGAGAAACCUGUUUGAAAUCUUAAAGUCCAUGAUUUUGAAUUUCUUUAGCACUCAGCACUUUUUAUGUCUGAAACUAUAGUUUAGAGUGGAAAAUUUGAUCAUCCUUGGGAUUCUUCACUACCCUAGACCUUUUCUAUUUGUUUUUUCCUUAACUCAGCAUUUGCUUCUACUAUGUGGCCAA